Aspergillus campestris IBT 28561 is the source of this 3294-nucleotide messenger RNA. RefSeq lists its product as uncharacterized. Gene Ontology annotation, cellular component: nucleus; exosome (RNase complex). NCBI's taxonomy places the organism in Eukaryota, Fungi, Ascomycota, Eurotiomycetes, Eurotiales, Aspergillaceae. The record is from RefSeq and is a predicted model, not a curated record. The transcript is spliced from 5 exons. Bases 1 to 3294 code for a protein of 1097 amino acids.
AUGAAUGCACCACCGAGUCGGCCUUUGACGGGAGACAUUCAGUCACAGGCGAACCCGACACCUGCGAACAUGGUGGAUAUUCCCGCCACCUUCACAUCGCCAGCUCAGCAUGAUCCUGACCGAGAAGAGGGCGAACUGACCGAUAGGGAAGGAGGCUGGCCCCAAAGUCCCCCUAGGCCGUUUGGGAAACAGCCGGGGCCCGUAAAUGGUCUGGGCGCGGAAACGCGUCUUCCUCAAAUGCAAACCCGACGACGACGUUCAAAGUCACGGUACUCGGACCUGGAAGAAGGGGAAGCUUCACCUGACUCUCGUUCCUCUAGCCGAGCCAGCGGAUCCCCAUAUAACCCCCCGAUGUCGGUGACCGAGGCGUUCGUCCCUGGUGGGAAUAUAAACUCGGGAACAUUGAACUCGAUCCCGCCGUCGGCUCAAAAUGGUCCCAAGGAAAACGAUGCCCUAAGGGAACCACAACCGCUGUCUAAUCACUCCAAGUCUUCAGCACAACUCCGCAUCCAAGCAAAGGGCGCUCUUCUUAGCCUAGCGCCCCACAAUAUUCGCUAUGGUGAGCUCGCCGGGGAAGGCAUCAAUCCGGCGCUUCUGAGACAACUAUACGAGGAGGUGGGCAUCAAAGUACCCACGCCGCAACCCGCCGCUGUUGUUCGCUCGGAAUCCACCCGCUCGUCUAUAAGCUCCGAUCACAGCAAGUUCGUUCCUCAAAAGCCCUUGGAGAACCAUCGAUCCGAGAAUAUCGAGUCCGAUGCUACCCCAGGAGCACCUGUUGCUUCACAAGUCGCCCCUUCCAAGCCGAUGGAAAGAAAGGAGUUGAUUGCGCGCAUGCUUGCUGCCAAAGCUGCUCGGCCUUCCGCGGCACCACCGUCGGUGCAGGUCGAGACUGCAAAGGAUGAGCCAUCAAGCGAAGGCUCUGCCAAGGAGGAUCCCGCCAAAGCCGCCCCUUCUCUUGCGACGUCGACCCAGGAAAAGGAAGUGCGUACAAAGGAGAAGAACAAGGCGCAGACCGAGCUGGCACGGCAACGCAUUGAGCUUCUCAAAAAGCAAGGCCUGAUGAGGAACCAACAGAAGUUGCAACCGGAAUCGGUUUCCGUAGAUACAUCGGAACCAGCUGCCCAGGCAAGCGAUGAAGAGCCGCUACCGCCUUCGAACCCUGCGACGAUACAUCAUCCUCUCCCGGAACGCCCCCCUGAUCCGGACUCCACCGCUGGAUCUCGUAUACCUGGGCUUUUUAUGGCAGACACAGAAGAGGCUUCACCCGAGCCUCCUCCUACAUCAGUUCAGACACUGCCGGUUGAUCCAACGCAGCAACCCCGCGCAACCCAACGAAAGCGUCCCCGGGCGUCGGACUUUGACGAGCCUAUUCCCGUCCCCAAGAAGACUUUCACCAACGGGACCAAUUAUAUUCCCCCAGACGAGAGACUCAUCAUUGACAUUAGCGACGAUGAUGAAUUCUAUGAUGAUGACGCGGGUGCCAUGGAUAUCGACUCUUUGAUCCGAAACCACGAGAACUCGGUAAGGACGUUUCCAGCGACCGAUUUGUCGUCGACCCAGGGGCUGUCUGCGUCAGCGACACCCCAAUACGCGUCGAAUAGCGAUACGGAACAGCUCCGCAAGAAAGACCUUGAGAUUCAAGCCAUGCAUCGGCGGAUAGCCGAGCUUGAAAAACGCAACAAAGCAAAGCUCGCUGCGAGCCGUACCCAAUCACCAUACGCCUUGGACUCCCCCGCUUCGCGAUCGCCUGAAUCCAUCGCCGCUGAGAACGGAGCUCAAUCUAUACCGACUUCGAUGGCCCUCCACCAUUCACCCUCGUCACUUCCUCAGGGAGUUGCCCCCCGAAGUGUGGACGGGCCAGACGACGUGCGGGCCAAACUAUUGCGGAGAAAGGAAUUGGAAUCGGGUAUCCCGGCCUUAGAUGCCGAAAUACAACGGACUGAGGCAAGACUAGCGGAUUUCCGUGAACAGGAAGCAAAUAUCCUCUCCGAGAUAGCGAAAGGCAGGGAGGGGCGAGAGCACCUCCUCGAGGAACUGCACCAACUAGACCUGGAACUGCAUGGAACAUCCUUUGAAGGAGUUGAAGCCAAGCUACGUAGCUCGCCGGCCGAGAACGGCGCCCAGGAAACAGAUGAAGCCUUUAUUCCCGAGCAUGCGUUAGGCGGCGAUUCAGUCACAAUUCAGGACAGACUCAGGAGUCCCGGAACAGGGUCUGCUGCCGAAAUGGCUUCUGUUCAGGAACAGCUGACCUCCACUGGCCCUGAACCGAUUGUGUAUGAACAAACAGAGACUGCGAUAGGCUCUACAAGCCCUAAUCGGGAAUCUUCGCCCAUUUCUUCUUCCGAAUCUACGGGAUCCGCUAUGGACGAAUCCAAUGGCAGUUCUAACGAGAGCUCGGGCAGCCCUGACCCCGAAGAACCCCGUCAACGGACCCGAUCUCUGUCAGUUGCUCCUGACCAAAUGAGUGAGGAUCAGGAUAGCAAUCAUCCGGCCAAAACGGAAGGGCCCCAUCCUCUUCCGGAACGUCCGCCGCUAGCAGUCGACCAGACUGCAGACGACACGGCCGCCGACACUACUGAGCAGGUCGCUAGUAUCUCCCGAGACCAGUCUUCUCGCGAAUCCUCGGUGUCAGAGGCCUAUGAGCCUCCAGAGCCAGAGGGAAAUGACAGCCCUGCUGGCUCUGUCUACACUCCUCCAUUUGAUCCUCCCUCUCCUGGCCCCGUCGAGCUCAAUGAGGGGUCUCGGUCUCCAAACAAUCAGUUGCAGAAAUCUGAUGAUGUGCUAACUGGAAAGGACCAGGGAUUGGAAGUCCAACGCCCCAGAUACCAUACGCAGGUUGGCCUUCUAGAUGAUAACAAGGGGCAACCUGAACAUACGGAAAGUAAAUUUUCUCCGUACCAGAGUGCGCUAAAGAACUUCAAGACCUAUCGGUAUCAUCCCAAGUACGGUGAUGAGGUCUCGGAGGGUUUUCGGUCCCUAACGUAUAGCCACAACAUCGACCCCAUGAAGUGUCUUUGCCCGUUCGAGGCUGCAGGGGGCGUCUGCAACGACCACUCCUGUGAAUACCAACAUUUCCGGGACAUGUCUCUGAGCGAAGACAAAGUCCUUGUUCAGAUGGGAUCGCUCCGAGAGGGCAAGACAUCCGAAGAAAAAGACAACUACAUCGCUGGUUUGAAACAAAUCAUCAACGACAUGCGACGCGACAAGGUGAAAGAUUUUAACACUGUGGCCAAGGAGAUUGCCGCAUACCGUAGACGCUUUCUUCAAGACCCCUCUCGGAUCCUGCCUUUGUAA